Colletotrichum orchidophilum is the source of this 876-nucleotide messenger RNA. Its product is annotated as carbonic anhydrase. The transcript has 2 exons. The coding region runs from base 1 to 876 and encodes 291 amino acids. The record is from RefSeq and is a predicted model, not a curated record. NCBI's taxonomy places the organism in Eukaryota, Fungi, Ascomycota, Sordariomycetes, Glomerellales, Glomerellaceae. Gene Ontology annotation, molecular function: zinc ion binding; carbonate dehydratase activity.
AUGAAGUCAUCCCUCCUCCUACCCUUCGUGACCCUGGCCACGGCCAUCUGCCACCACCGCACUUCACUCUACCGCCGGAGCCACGGCGGUAUCGCCGCCCGCGAUGAGGACGGACACGUCGAGAUUGCAAAGUUCGGCUACGACGACCUCACGGGUCCCCUUAAUUGGCAUGGCCGGAACAACGAGUCGUCAAAGUGCGCCAUGGGCGCGUGGCAGAGCCCCAUCAACCUCAACGACACCUCGGCAACGCUCGUUGCCGGCGCGAGCCUGGGCUUCGACGUCCCCAACCUGCCCGACGGUGCCGCGUUCGAGAACCUGGGCAGCACGCUCGAGGUCGUGGCCGAGAACGGCACGCUGACGAGGCGCGGGCGCAAGUUCCACCUGAGGCAGUUCCAUUUCCACACGCCUAGCGAGCAUAGGGUCGAUAGCGAGUACUUCCCCAUGGAGGUGCAUUUUGUUUUUGAGGCCGACGAGCAGCAGUUGAAGAACUCCACGGGACCCAGCAACUCCGUUGUGGGGUUCCUCAUCGAGGUCGACAACAGCGCGCCCUCGCCCUUCCUGGCCAACGUCUUUGCCCACCUCGACGAGGUCGAGGAGCCGGGCUCGCAAGCCGAGACCCGGGGUCUGGACUUUGACGAGCUGAGGGAACUUCUAGAGAAGUCAGACGUCUACCAGUACGACGGUUCCCUCACGACGCCGCCGUGCACCGAGGGCAUCGCGUGGAACGUCGUGGCGGAGCCGUUGAGGGUUGACGACGUCACGUACCGCGCCGCCAAGAAGAUUAUGAAGUUCAACUCGCGGUACACGCAGAACGUCCCGGGGCAGAGGAACCUGUUGAAUAACUCGAGGGCCAUGCUCAAUGCCAUGUCCCCCUGA